This is a messenger RNA of Candida tropicalis MYA-3404, 657 nucleotides long. RefSeq names its product ESCRT-III subunit protein (gene VPS20). Gene Ontology annotation, biological process: late endosome to vacuole transport via multivesicular body sorting pathway; vesicle budding from membrane. The transcript has a single exon. The record is from RefSeq and is a predicted model, not a curated record. Lineage: Eukaryota; Fungi; Ascomycota; Pichiomycetes; Serinales; Debaryomycetaceae. The coding region runs from base 1 to 657 and encodes 218 amino acids. Gene Ontology annotation, cellular component: ESCRT III complex; multivesicular body.
AUGGGUCAACAGUCAUCAGCACCUCCGAAAAUUACAGCUCAAGAUAAGGCUAUAUUUCAGUUAAAACAACAACGAGAUAAAUUAAAACAAUAUCAAAAACGUAUAAAUAUAAUUAUAGAUAAGCAAACAGAAUUAGCUAAAAAAGCUAUCGUUAAUAAACAACCAGAUCGAGCCAAAUUUUAUUUAAGAUCUAAAAAACAACAAGAAACUAUUAUAAAUUCAACCCUUGAUCAAUUAAAUAAUUUAGAACAAAUUAUUGGUACUAUUGAAUUUAAAUUAAUUGAAUCGGAUGUUAUUAAAGGAUUACAACAAGGUAAUAAAGUAUUACAAAAAUUAAAUAAUGAAAUGAAAAUAGAAAAAAUAGAAUCAAUAAUUGAUCAAUUAGAAGAUGAGAAAUUAAAAGUUGAUGAAGUUACAGAAUUAUUAGGAUCUGCAGGUCCACAAUUGAAUAUAUCAGAAGAAAAUGAAGUUGAUGAAGAACUCAAGAAUCUUGAAGAAGAAAUUCAUGGUAAACAAAAAGUGGAUACAAAAGAUGAACCAGUCAAGAAUAAAUUACCUGAUGCUCCUACUAAUGAAAUAAUGCCUAAUGCUCCUAAUGGAGAGAUUUUAACUCCAAAUAAAGAAACAAAAGAACUGAAUGAACCAAUAGCUAUAUGA